ACAGACUAAGAGCUAAAACAUACUAAGAAGAGUUGACUUAAUUCCUAACUAGAAAUGGCACAGUGGGAGACUUGGAAAUUACUGAUGAGGAUUUUGGUUCUGGCAUCCUGUAUCCAGUACAGUACAGAAUCCGUGUCUCUGAGUUUUGAUUACACGGGAAUGAUACUUCCUUGGGAGUUUAGAAACCGUUGCACUCUAUUAGGAGGUCAGGUAAUCUUAAAUGAUACAUGUUAUUAUAAUGCCCUGAGUCCCCUUCCUUAUGAGGCUGCCGAGGUCUAUUGCGCAGCUGACGAUGCCUAUCUGUUGUCUGUCGCUACGGUAGAGGAAAAGGAACAUCUGACGACUUAUGGGUUCCUGGGCGCCGACACUUGGCUGGGGCUGAAUAGUCUCGUAAACGAUGAACUAUCCUGGACAGAUGGAUUUUCCUCGAUCUUAGACUCUGACGUCAUGACAGUUUCCGAUUACAACCCCUCGGUGGAGAACUGCUCACUCUACAGUGGCGGUCUGCUCACCUCUGCCAACUGUCUGCAGCCUCACCAAGUUGUUUGCAAACUUAAACACUUUUUUAAGUGUUAUCCCGGUUGGGCAUACGAGGAACAGACGGACAAAUGUUACAGGAUCUUUGGGACCAGUUCCGAUCCCGUUACCUCUGUUCUUGAACCAAAAAACGUCGAUGAUGCGAAGGCCGUGUGCAAAAAGUACCCAGAAGGCCAUUUGGUCUCUUCGUUUGCCGGUUCCUUCUUCGUCAGCUGGCACCCCUUCUGGUCCUUCCUGGGGAGCGAUUUCGAAGCAUGGAUUGGCGCUUACUAUAACAAUUUGUCCCCAACUGGCUUUGUGGAUGACGAUGGAGCCAUCUUGUCUCUGGAGGUCGGUUGGUUGAGUGACAAAGACCAGGUUGACAGGUACAACUGUACUUACUACAACAAGACAGCGGCGGGAUCAAUCCUCCAGACCCGUCUGUACCCGGGGGAGGGAGAUGACUGCUACACCGUUGUCAGACCCUUCAUGUGUGAGAUAGGAGCCCAUGAUGCAAUCUACCCCGGCCAACCUGAAGUAGAGGAACCGCAGGUCGACAACAACAACAACACUAAGGUCCGUACACAGCUUUUCGAGCUGGCAGAGGAUCGAAGGCUUGUGGACAAGUGGCUGACCAACGUGACCGCUCACAGCCGCACGGAGUGUGCCAUGUACUGCAUGAGCCACAAUUCUUGCCUCUCUUUCAACUUCUACUUCCGACCGGAGGAAGGAUCUCUGCACUUGUGCGAGUUGAACACCGAGGCCGUGGAUAACGAAGCUCUUACACCUUUCGCCGGUUACUUCUACGGCUGGAAAAUCACCCAGAUUUAUAGAAAAUAGAAACAAAUCAACUGCAAGGCGUCAAAGAUUUUAUCUUGAAGAAAAGGGGAAACAUUCUAUUAUUAUCGUUAUUUCAUUGUAAAGAUAACAGUAGUUUUGACAGUAUUUUAAAAACGACUGCCACGUAAAUAUAGUGGCGAGAUUCGAUUGUAAACUCAUUUUGAGGGAGCAUAAAUUUAAGUGGAAAUUUACAUUCAAUAUUCAGGCUAUUCGUCGCACCAUAUCAGUUACAUUUGAGGCGGUUUGCCUAUAACAUAAGGGUAAUACAUCUUAAAAUUUUUACUGUAAACAUUUCCGUGGCAUUUAAUGAAAUACUUUGUGCAGAGGAAAACGAACUACACUCAGUAAAAUAACCCUCUAUG
Molecule: messenger RNA, 1718 nt
Organism: Liolophura sinensis
Lineage: Eukaryota; Metazoa; Mollusca; Polyplacophora; Chitonida; Chitonidae
Exons: 8
Coding region: 55-1356 (433 amino acids)
Source: RefSeq, a predicted model, not a curated record